Nomascus leucogenys (northern white-cheeked gibbon) is the source of this 381-nucleotide messenger RNA. RefSeq names its product acidic nuclear phosphoprotein 32 family member D (gene ANP32D). Gene Ontology annotation, molecular function: histone binding. Lineage: Eukaryota; Metazoa; Chordata; Mammalia; Primates; Hylobatidae. Gene Ontology annotation, cellular component: perinuclear region of cytoplasm; nucleus. The record is from RefSeq and is a predicted model, not a curated record. Gene Ontology annotation, biological process: nucleocytoplasmic transport; regulation of apoptotic process.
AUGGAGAUGGGCAAACAGAUUCAUUUAGAGCUGUAGAACAGGACGCCCUCUGAUGUGAAAGAACUUCUCCUGGACAACAGUCAGUCGAGUGAAGGCAAAUUGGAAGGCCUCACAGAUGAAUUUAAAGAACUGGAAUUCUUAAGUACAAUCAAUGUAGCCCUCACCUCAAUCGCAAACUUGCCGAAGUUAAACAAACUUAAGAAGCUUGAACUAAGCAGUAACAGAGCCUCAGGGGGGCUAGAAGUAUUGGCAGAAAAGUGUCCGAACCUCAUACAUCUAAAUUUAAGUGGCAACAAAAUUAAAGACCUCAGCACAAUAGAGCCCCUGAAAAAGUUAGAAAACCUUGAGAGCUUAGACCUUUUCAACUGUGAAAUCCAAAAU